AGGGCUUCUGUAUUCUUGAGUUCCAUUGAGCUUGUCUGUGUGAAGAUAAAGCGGGAAAAUGUCAUUUCCAACUGGACCGCCGAUGGACCCUGGUCUUGGAGUUCCUCACUUGAUGUCUGGGGCGUACAUGCAAGUCCCAGUACCUGGAAUGAUGCCGGGAAUGUCAUUGGCAAUGCAACCCACUGGACAGAUGAUGGCGUUUCAACAACCUGGAGGAAUGCCGCCUCCUUUGAUGAGUGGUUUCGUGCCACGUCCACCGACGUCCGCGACCGUUUCAGCACCACCGCUUCUACGGACGUCCGGGGUUGCUGCUCGGAACCCACGUGCAAUGCACAUGUCCUCAUCGCAGGGUAAGCAGCCGCAAGGGGGUCAUCCAACGCCGUUGCUUGAAGGAGCGACUCCAGUGACUGUUUUCGUUGGAAAUAUAACCGAGAGAGCCCCGGACAUCCUUGUCCGACAAAUGCUCAAUACAUGUGGACCCGUUUUGGCAUGGAAACGAGUGCAAGGCGCCUCCGGCAAACUUCAAGCGUUCGGAUUUUGCGAGUUCGUCAAUCCAGACAGCGGCUUGCGGGCCAUUCGACUCUUACACGACUUUCAGCUCGCGGAUAAGAAGCUCGUCGUGAAAGUUGACGCGAAGACAAAAAGUGUGCUUUACAAGUUCAAAGGAGACAAAAAGCGUGAGUUGCAAGGGGAACCAUCUAGCGCAAAUGCAGACGAUGAAGACACGCCGGAUGCCGAUUACAUGGAUGACGGCAUGAAGCUAGAGGACGACGCCGUGAGGGCAAGAUUAUCGCACCUGUUGCUCGAAUUCAAGACACCCAUGGAAAACUACCAGCCGAGUUACAGCAACGCAAGAUCAGAGCCUAAACCGCGGCGAAACGCAGAUUUCGACAUGCAGGAAGACUCCAAUGAACCGAAACCUCUUCUCGACCCACCGGCGUCAGAUCUGAACAUAGGCGAAGAUCAAAUGUUGGAUAAAGAUCAAAAGGAGCUCAUUUCUCGUGAGAUAGGAAAAUUUAGGGAAACCAUGAAGCAGGAGGAAAUUAAGGAAAAAUCGCGUACUGAUGCUCGUAAACGCACAGAUGACGACAAAUCGAAGGAUCGGAGGAAGGACGAGGAGAAAGUCAAGAUGAAAAGCAAGAGUAGAAGUCCAUCAGCUGAAGUAUCUCAGGGAGGAUUUGGCGGAUCGAAAUGGGCUUCCAAAAAGCUUUCAAGCAAGACUUCAUCCAGAUCCAAGUCGCGUUCGAAAACUCGGUCUCGUUCGCGUUCCGUCGAUAGAAGUCGGUCUCGCCGUAAAGACGCUCCCCGUGACCGUCGUGUUGAGGAAAGGGACCGGGAUAGCCGUCGUCGUGAUCGUGACCGUGAACCGGAAGGCGAAAAAGGUGAAAGCCGGGAAAAGGUCCGUGAAGUAGAGGAAGAGUCCCGGGAAUUGGAGCGCUUGGAGCGUCGUGCCAGGGAGAAAGAAGCUUCUUUCCAGGAAAGAUUACGUAAAUGGGAGUUAAGGGAAAAGACGAAAGCCUCUGACUACAAAAAGGAGAAGGAUAAGGAAAAGACGAGAAAACUUGAGAUGCAAAAAGAAGCAAAGCGGCUAUUAGAAUUUCUCAUGGACUAUGACGACGAACGUGAUGACAUCAAGUAUUAUAAGGGUAGGGAACUACAACGUCGAUUGAAUGACAGAGAAACAGAAAAGGAACUAGAUGAUAAGGACCGGCAGAAGGAGAAGGAGGAAUUGGAGGAGCUUUGUGCUCGAAUCAUGUCUGAGGGCCACGCGGAUCCUCAGGUCGAAUUCCAGCGAGUGAAGACUCNAGGAUUUGGCGGAUCGAAAUGGGCUUCCAAAAAGCUUUCAAGCAAGACUUCAUCUAGAUCCAAGUCGCGUUCGAAAACUCGGUCUCGUUCGCGUUCCGUCGAUAGAAGUCGGUCUCGCCGUAAAGACGCUCCCCGUGACCGUCGUGUUGAGGAAAGGGACCGGGAUAGCCGUCGUCGUGAUCGUGACCGUGAACCGGAAGGCGAAAAAGGUGAAAGCCGGGAAAAGGUCCGUGAAGUAGAGGAAGAGUCCCGGGAAUUGGAGCGCUUGGAGCGUCGUGCCAGGGAGAAAGAAGCUUCUUUCCAAGAAAGAUUACGUAAAUGGGAGUUAAGGGAAAAGACGAAAGCCUCAGACUACAAAAAAGAGAAGGACAAGGAAAAGACGAGGAAACUUGAGAUGCAAAAAGAAGCAAAGCGGCUAUUAGAAUUUCUCAUGGACUAUGACGACGAACGUGAUGACAUCAAGUAUUAUAAGGGUAGGGAACUACAACGUCGAUUGAAUGACAGGGAAACAGAAAAGGAACUAGAUGAUAAGGACCGGCAGAAGGAGAAGGAGGAAUUGGAGGAGCUUUGUGCUCGAAUCAUGUCUGAGGGCCACGCGGAUCCUCAGGUCGAAUUCCAGCGAGUGAAGACUCAACGUGAAGCGAAUUACAAGCCAACAAUUUUAGUUGACGUUCCUCGUCGUCAAGUGGCGGAGGAAAAGGAAAAGCCGCGCGACGUUCCUCAACGUGUCAAGUCCGUGCCCAAUGGUGACGCUGCAAUUGGCUCACCGAGUAAGCCGCCCUCAUCUCCGCCGGCGCCGCCUCCAGAACAAGAGCCCGUAACAGUUCUUCCGCCAUCGCCGCCGUCAGCGGCGACGGCGGGUGGAGCUGUCGAGGUCAGUGUGCGUCCUCCGUCCCCGGCCGUGUCGCUCGGUUCUGUCGCGUUACCGCCUGCGAAGGAAAAGGCCGCCAUCCCGGCCAUGACGCUGACUGGAAGAAAGAGAGUAUUGGAUGUGCAACAAGCAUUUGCGGAUGACGACGAUGACGAAGAAGAUGGAGGGGAUUUCGGCAGGAGAAAACGCGGGAAACGUGCGGAGAAAAAGAAAACUCCGCCGGUCGCAGCGGCGGCGGUGACUACUGUGGCGGCGUCUGUACCACUUGCGGAGCCGGAGAAAACUCCGGUGGCGGGUCAGGACGAGAAUUCGAUGGAAGCCAUGGCAAUGGAGUCGUUAGACGACGGGAAAAGAUCUGCAUCGGGAACUCCGGCAGGAUCAGCAUCUCGCAAGAAAAGCGGGAACGAAGAAGACAAGCGCAAACAAAUCAAGGAAAUCAUUGACAGAAUACCCUCAGAUAAAACAGAGCUUUUCAAAUUCCAGCUCGAUUGGGAUAUGCUGGACAACAGUUUGAUGCAUAGACGAAUUAAACCCUGGAUCAACAAGAAAAUGGUGGAGUACAUAGGGGAAGAGGAACCGACGUUGGUCGAUUUUAUUUGCCAAAAAAUCAUUAAUCAUACAACGCCAAAGGAUAUCAUGGGGGACGUUCAGAUGGUUUUGGAUGAAGAGGCAGAAAUAUUCGUUGUGAAAAUGUGGCGUCUGCUCAUAUACGAAAUCGAAGCGAAGAAACUGGGCAUUGGAAAGUGAAAAAUUUGCCUCGCACCAGACGCAACGUGAAGUACCUCUCGGUUCUUUCAUACCAACUUUUCUUGGUCACUGAAAAAAAGGUUUAUAAGAAAGUUAACGAGCGGAACCGGCUCUUUCUUACUCCCGUUUCUCGCGAACUGCGACAAAAUGUUGUAUUCAUAGAUGUUUUCUUUUGUUUACUCUCCGUUUGUCCACUUUUACUCUUGCAGUUGGAGUCAUGUCCGGAGUUUUUUUUUCUGAAAUUUGUUACGAUUGGCGGAUGCUGUUAUCUUUUUUAUUCGCGUGUAGUGAUUGAAUUACUAUUUUGAAUGCACCGUCAGCCGAACAAAUUGAGUCCGAUUUUUUUACUGCCUCGCCGUCUCUAUGGAUCUUUUUUGUGCUUUUAAUCGCUAGAUCUUCGGGGGAUGGUUUCGGAUGAAAAAUCGGAACGAAGCGCGUCUAUGUCUUUGUUAUUCUUGGGUGUCGGAGCUUCUUAAAAGCCUUGAAAGGGAAAAAAAGAUUUCCGAUGCGUGGUGUUGAA
Messenger RNA from Notodromas monacha, 3944 nucleotides. Lineage: Eukaryota; Metazoa; Arthropoda; Ostracoda; Podocopida; Cyprididae. The record is from the annotation of a GenBank genome assembly.